Aplosporella prunicola CBS 121167 is the source of this 1206-nucleotide messenger RNA. RefSeq lists its product as uncharacterized. The transcript has a single exon. Bases 1 to 1206 code for a protein of 401 amino acids. The record is from RefSeq and is a predicted model, not a curated record. NCBI's taxonomy places the organism in Eukaryota, Fungi, Ascomycota, Dothideomycetes, Botryosphaeriales, Aplosporellaceae.
AUGGACGCGGACAACGCCCCCGCGACCCUGCAAACCACGCCCGAGAGCCGGAGGGUCCACUUCAGCGAGAUGCUGCGCGUGUACCCCAUCCCCGCGAGACCUACCCCGCCACCGGCACCAGCACCAGCACCAGCAGCACGGCCGCCGACGCCGACGCCAACGCCAACUCCGCAGUCACCCUCCCCGCCACCCACCCCAUCAUCAUCGCCCAAGGCCGCAUGGCGCAAGGCAAAAGCGAAAGUGAAAGCGAGGAGCAAAAGCAGGCACUUCUCGCGCCUCCUCUUCUCCGCCAAGUCCUUGCGCCCCCAUCCCCCCAGCCUCGUGUCGCUGCGCCGUGACGUCCGCGCACAGGGACCCGAUGCUGCGAUUGCGGUGGCGGCGCUGGCGCUUGUUGCUGCUGGGGACGGGGACGACGACGAAGUGGACGCGCCCACUCCCAUGGCGGUGAGGGACUGCUCCCCCGCCCGCGCCCUCCGCUGCCGGCACCCCGUCACCGCCACAGCAGCAGGUGGAGACAGUGCCGCGCCCGCUCUCGCGCUCUGCGGGACGUGCAUCCGUCUCGAGCGCGCAGAGGCGGCAUACCACGCUGCGAAAUCCCACUAUGAGGCUGCUGAACGGGCGGGAUACGCGCGCUUCGUCGCUCUGAAAGCGGAGGGGAAGAUAGUAGAAGGCGAGGAUGAAAAUGGAGACGAGGAGAGCGAGAGACAGAUGGAGAUCGAGUUGGAGGUGCUGGAUGGGCUGUUGGAGCUUGUGAGGGAGCGGAGGCUGCGGUACAGGAGUGCGCGGUGUAGAGUUGCGAAUUUGGAUCUGGGGGUGUGGCGUGAGAGGGACGGAGAGAGAGAGAAGGAGGGGGCCGACGAGGCUCAGCAGCGUUCCCGUGCUCGCUGGGCGGACGUCUCGCCCUCCUUACAUCUCUCUCGCUCGUCCAGUCCAAUGCCAAUAACCACGCCGCCAACACCACGCACGCCCUCUCAUAACCCCACGCGCGUCCUCGUCCCCGCUAGCGUGUAUCUCGCGGGCUUUGAGAUCGUGGGCUCGGUGCCUGAUGGCGAUAGCGAUGGGAAGCAGACGGCGACGGUGCUGAGGGGGCCGGGCGGGGAGGGCGUGUUUGUGCUUCGUGAGGGGGUGCUGAUGAGGGUUGUUAGGUCGGGGGGUGUGGUGCGGAGGGGUGGGGUUGGGCUGAGGAGAGAGAGGGUUGUUGGUUGA